Neltuma alba is the source of this 930-nucleotide messenger RNA. RefSeq lists its product as uncharacterized. Bases 1 to 930 code for a protein of 309 amino acids. The record is from RefSeq and is a predicted model, not a curated record. Lineage: Eukaryota; Viridiplantae; Streptophyta; Magnoliopsida; Fabales; Fabaceae. The transcript is spliced from 2 exons.
AUGCAGAAAGAUAACUCAGAUGUUCAUAAGAAACUGGAGGAGCUCACUUUAAAGAACACUGAUAUCACCAGUCAUUUGACCCAACUAUCUAAUGUGGUCAAUGACAUGCAAGCUAAGAGUGGGGAUAGCAUUCCUUGUAAUACGGUGAUCAAUCCCAAAGCCCUUAAUGCUAUAUUCUUAAAAAGUGGUAGAAAGGUCCACUUUGAGGAUAAAAGGGUAGACAAAGAUGCAUUUGAGCGAGAAAUAGAGAGUUCUUCACUCACCUCUAUGAAGUUGGGAAAAUCUGAAAGUUCCAAGGAGGAGGAACUUCUUAGGAGAAAGAGAUCCCAAGAAAGUAAAGAUGCACAAGAAGAGGAGAACCCUAUGGAAGGGUCGAAAUGUAAGGGUAAGCAGAGGAAAAACAAAGCAGGAACAAGCAUGCAUGGAGCCUUGAGCAAUGAGGGUAAGAAGGUAAAUCUCAAUGAACUCCCUUUUCCUCAAUCUUACUUGCAAGGUAGGACAACUAUUCCUAAGGCUUUACUUGAUUUAGGUGCUGCCAUUAAUGUUAUACCUCGGUCAAUGUUUGAGUCCUUACAAAUCAAAAGUCUUAAACCUACUACCAUGAUGCUCCAGUUAGAUAGGACUGAUAGGACCAUGAGGUACCCACACGGCUUCUUAGAGGAUAUCCUAGUGAAAGUCAAAGACUUAGUUAUCCCUGCUGAUUUUUAUGUCUUGGAUAUGCCUAAUGAACAAGGUGGGGAUGGGACCUUAAUUUUGGGUAGAGCCUUUUUAAGAACUGCUAAUACUAACAUUGACAUGCAAAAGGGGUCUAUCACUAUGUUUGUUGGGGAUAAAUUUGCUUAUUUCAAUAUGUAUGAACAAAUGAAACAACCGCAUGAAGAUUACCCAAUAUGUGAUGUUAAUUUUGUUAAUGGGUUGUUUAUUGAUUAG